CCUCACAAUAUAAAUACAGCUGCGCACUUUUAUCAUCAGAUACGUUUUCAAAACAGGAUUUAAAAUAGCAGUCACCACCCGAGAAAAACACUUCAUUUCUUAAACACAUUUUUAUUUUCUUCUUUGUAUUUCUGAGUUUUCUUACCUGCCGCCUCGUUUCUUGAAAAUGCCAUUUCUUGGACAGGACUGGCGGUCACCUGGUCAAAGCUGGGUAAAAACAGACGAUGGCUGGAAAAAAACGAUGACGGAUGAAAACGAGACGAAUAACAAUGUUUCAGAACGAAAGAGCUACUGCAAAGAAGAACAUGACAAGGAGAAUCUGAUCUUCAGCAUUAAUUACGAUGUGGCUGCAAAGAAGCGAAAAAAGGACUUGCUGAACAACAACGCUAAGAUUCCUUAUUUUCACAGAGAUCAAUGGAUUUAUGUCCACAAAGGGAGUACCAAAGAGCGUCAUGGAUAUUGUACUUUGGGAGAAGCAUUUAAUCGUUUGGACUUCUGCAGUGCCAUCAAGGACACCAGGCGUUUCAACUAUGUUGUAAGGCUGCUGGAGCUGAUCGCCAAGUCCCAACUACCUUCUCUGAGCGGAGUGGCACAGAAAAACUACAUGAACAUUCUAGAAAGAGUAGUACAAAAAGUACUAGAGGAUCAGCAAAAUGUCCGACCAAUCAAAGAACUGCUGCAGACACUAUAUGCAUCACUGUGCAGUCUCGUUCAGGACAUGGGCAAGUCAGUCCUGGUAGGCAACAUCAACAUCUGGGUUCAUCGCAUGGAGAAUAUACUGCAAUGGCAACAACAGCUUGACAACAUUCAGAUCAAACGGCCUGCACACAUAGGUAUGACAUUUCUUGAUCUGCCGGCUAGCUUGCAUCUGAAUAUCAUGCACCGCCUGUCUGAUGGACGAGAUCUGGUCAGCCUGGGCCAAGUAUGCCCCGACCUGAGUGUUCUGACAGAAGAUCGUCUGCUGUGGAAAAAACUCUGCCACUAUCACUUCACAGACAGACAGAUCCGCAAGCGUCUAAUUAUUACGGAUAAAGGGCAUUUGGAAUGGAAAAAGAUGUACUUUAAGCUUGGCCGGUGCUAUCCUCACAAAGAGCAGUACAGUGACACACUACAGUUCUGCACACACUGCCACAUCCUCUUCUGGAAGGAUACAGACCACCCUUGCACGGCUAAUAACCCAGAGAGUUGCUGCAAGCCAGUGUCUCCACAGGGUUUCAUCAACCUUUUCAAGUUCUAGGAGGCACUGCAUUGCUGCCAUGUAUAUAGUGUCAAUAGUGCAAAAGAUUCCUGGAUGACUUGAGACAGGGAAUAGAUGGAUUGGAUUAAGCAGGUAUCAUAUAAUGUUAAAAAACUUUGGGGAUAUCCGAGAAAGAAUUUAUGGUAACUAAAUGUUCAAAAGAAAGAUACACAACAAUCUAAACUAAAAAGCUAUUGGAGGGAAAUGUAAAAACAAAAAAACGGUCCGUUUAUUUAUAAGGGAUCUCUUUAUUUAUUUUGCAUGAAUCUUGUUUACUCAAAUAAAAAGUUUGAACGAUGGCUAGAAAAGGAAUGUUUGAAAAGCUCCUACUUGCAUAAAAAGCCCUUAUGCUGCCAGGAUUCCCUGGUCUCUUCUGUGAAUGUUAUAUAGGUUUGAUUUACAGCAACAAAAACAUCUGUUGGACUAUUUUUUUUAAAUUUAAGAUGGCGUAUUGGUGCUUGUGGCAAGUGAAGUGCAUGAAGAAGGUACUGUAUGUUUACCAAAAAUGGCCUUAACACUUGUGUGCAAUACUUUUCCAAAUGCAUUUUUGUUUUCCUUUUUCACUUUUAUACAUUUUAUAUUUUUAGUAGUUUGAGUUUAAACAUGCGUCUAAAUAUAAUAAAUACAUGAGUUAAUACUAAUGCAUAGAUCAUUAAAUGUACCAUUUUGAGUGGUCAAAACCAAGGCUUCCAUGUUUGUCAUUCACUUGCAAAUUGCUUUAUCUGAAUAAAACAUGUAUCAUAUUUUCAUUCAGAUAUAUGGUGGAAUUGGUUAAUUUAUUUAGAUUUUGUUGUGCAAAUUCUCACAACUGAAUGUUCAAUAACUCUUGCAUGCAUUGAGGUUUUGAUACCAAGAGGUUUCAUUUUUGUAACGUCAUUUCUCUGCAUAUGUUAUUUUGGAUAAGGAAGACAGGCUAAUGGAUGUUUAAAAUAUACAAGUCUAAUGCUCAUGAAGAGCCACAUGUCACUGGUCCUGUUGAUGAUUAAACCAAAAAGACAACUAUC
Molecule: messenger RNA, 2241 nt
Organism: Xyrauchen texanus (razorback sucker)
Lineage: Eukaryota; Metazoa; Chordata; Actinopteri; Cypriniformes; Catostomidae
Product: F-box only protein 32-like
Exons: 9
Coding region: 167-1237 (356 amino acids)
Biological process (GO): protein ubiquitination
Cellular component (GO): nucleus; SCF ubiquitin ligase complex; cytoplasm
Molecular function (GO): protein binding
Source: RefSeq, a predicted model, not a curated record